Folsomia candida is the source of this 941-nucleotide messenger RNA. RefSeq names its product pheromone receptor transcription factor. NCBI's taxonomy places the organism in Eukaryota, Metazoa, Arthropoda, Collembola, Entomobryomorpha, Isotomidae. The transcript is spliced from 5 exons. The record is from RefSeq and is a predicted model, not a curated record. Bases 50 to 871 code for a protein of 273 amino acids.
AUGCGGAUGGAUAUGUAUUCGGGAUUAGUUUCUCGUCAACUUUGCCAAGAUGCAGUUGUCCCUGUCCUUCCUCGUCUUGACCGCCGUCGUCGUCCUUGGCGUGACCAUUAGUGGGGGUCAGGGCGCCUCGAUCUCCAAAAAGGCGAGACAAGAGGUUCCAGCCGUGGCGAGCUCACCAACCGUGGUCACCAUUGCGAAAGAGUCCACACCCUCUGUAAUUACCAAUGUCCCGGAACUCGUCCCAGCCGUAGUGGAUCCAAAUCCUACCACAGUUGCACCACUAGUUGUAGCUAACGUGACAACAACGCCAAAACCUGACGAUGAAGAUGAUUCAAGCGAAGAAGAAGAGGAAGACGCCGACGAAGAUGACCAAGAUCAGGAUGACGAUGCUGAAGAAGAGGAAGAACAUGACGAGGAAGGAGCGCCGGGUGCCAAACAGAUUUACCUUCCUGGUUACCUGACUGCCCAUGGUGAACUAUUGGUCCCGAUUGAUGCCGUUCAACGCUCAACAGGGGAUAGGGUGCCCUACGAAGUCAUUGAAGAUCCUACAUAUCCUGCCUACGCCCAAUUCGCCAACGCUGCAAACAAUGAGGAUUCUUCCGUAUCCGUUGGUGUGAGUGGGGGAAGCAGUGCGGGUGGAAUUAGUGGUGGUGAUGGUGAAACCGUAUUGGAAAUUCUUCAACAACCCGGCGUCGGUGGUCCACCAUCUGUCGCUGUGGCCGUUCCAUCGCACGAAAGCUCGGAACCUUCGGAAGAGGAUCAACAGGGUCAAGAACCAGCCGCUCCGGAACAAGUCAAUGUAGUUCAAGAACAGCAAAGACAUCUUUGGUUGGGUGGAAGCAACCCGACUGAUUUUGGAUUUCAUUUUUAAUUUCAAUUCCAAAUUUUUCGACGAGGUUGUUGCCAAAGUAUAAUAAAAUAUUUAUUGCUGAUCAUCACAA